AUUAGAUGCCUUUCAUACACAAACGCACAUACAGAACCUUAUGAAAGAGAGACAGAGAGAGAGAGAGAGAAAGAAAGAAAGACCGAAAACAUAAAUAAACAUCAGAGCUGAUGUAAAAGUCACAAGUUUUAAAGAAGAAUGCGAAAAUAUAUUUGGUAGGAACAUAUUUGGAAUAGAUUCAGAAAAUCUAUCUGGAAGCAAGAAGCUUACAAGGCAACAGAAAACCCGUAACUCACAUCGAUCCUGACCGAGCACCAUCUCUUCAUCAAUCAUAAUAAAAUAACCAACGCUAAUUACCCAUAAUUGACAUUGAAACUGUGCAGCAGAAAUGUCAGCCAGCGGUUAUGCUUUCAUUGCCGUCGCUAUAAAUAUGUUGCUAAAAUAUUGGUCAGCAUUGAAGACAUCGAAAACAAAAGCGAAAACCUUGAAGAACAACAGAAAGCAAUACCAAUUCUUGAUUAGGUCGGAUUUUUUGUCAGAUCACAAAACUUUUUCAGGAGGGGAUAAAGUCACCAAGAUAUGAGAAAGAUCUGAUGACACAGAGCAACAGCUAAUAUACAUAUAUAUAUAUGUCUGUCUAUCUAUCUACCUACAUAUCUAUCUAUCUAUAUAUCUAUCUAUCUUUAUCUAUAUAUCUAUCUACAUACACACACACAGAACUAACAGUUUAUAAAAAGGAGAAAAAGUAAGAGAGAAAGACAGGGAGAAACCUUCAUUCCAUUUUUGCUUCUUUCUCUUUCUUCCUCCCUACACUUUUCUCUACUGCCUCUUUCUUUCUCCCAUUUUACUCUUUCUCUUCUCUCCCUCUUUCCUUCUCCCUCUCUACUUUUCUUCUUCUAUCUCCCCACCACCUUCUUUCUCCCUAUCUACUUUCUUUCUCUUCUCUCUCUCUCUCUCUCUCUCUCUCUCUCUCUCCCUCUCUACUCUUUCUCCCACUGACUAAAUUCAGCUGACUCCUCCUCCUCAUUCUUCCUCUCUGCUCGUUCACACACACAAAUACUUCACAUACUAUAACAACAGCUCUGAUGUCUCUUACAUUACAAACCAGUCGAAAGUAAUAAAUAAGUAAAAUAAAUGCUUUUUUUUUUUAAACUCCAGUGAUAAAUAGACCAAGUGUCACACACACACACAUAUAUAUAUAUAUGGGAGUGGAGAGGCAGAGAUAUCAUAGGUUACAUAUAAAUGAUUAGACAAACAAAAUAAAGCAGAUCAGAAAACAAACAAAAACAUUUAUAAUAAUAAUAAUAAUAAUAAUAAUAAUAAUAAUAAUAAUAAUAAUCCUUUCUACUAUAGGCACAGGGAUUGAAAUUUCUGGGGAAGGGGUAAGUCAAUCACAUUGACCCCAGUACAUAACUGGUACUCAUUUAAUCGACCCUGACAUGAUGAAAGGCAAAGUCGGCCCCAGCGGAAUUUGAGCUCAGAAUGUAAAGACAGAUGAAAUACCGUUAAGCAUUUUACCCGGCGUGCUAACGAUUCUGCCAGCUAAAUUAGUACUUUCGUUUGCCAUUAGGACAUAACCACACCUUCACCUUUAUAGGAUUUUUUCUUAUAUUUAUUGGUGAUCUAUAGAUACACCAUUAUUAAUGAGUUAAAAGUAUUGAUUGCUUACAUAGGUACAGGAGUAAAAUAUUUCAUUCAUGCGAGGCUGUAAUUGGACAAUACAAAUGCAAAAUAUUUAAAUAUUUAAAACCUGUUGAUAUCCAAGGUAACAGGUAGUAACCCACUACCCACAUAAAUUUCUAUCAGGAAUAAGACCGAACCUGAACCAAACCAAAGUAAGAAUAAUAAUAAACUGCUUUAUUGGGGAAAAUUAGGAUUUUGAGAUUGGUUCUUGGGUGUUGAUUGUCUUCCAAGUACCAAAGUUUAUAAUUUGCAGAAAGAGACCCUUGACAACAGGUUGCUGUCUGCUCUCACAGAAUCGACCAGAGUAAGUAAGACCGAGAACUCUGGGAAAUAAAAUAAUAAUAAUAAUAAUAAUAAUAAUAAUAAUAAUACAAAUCAAAGGCAUUUCUUUAAUUUGUUUUCUUUAAGAAACUGCAUUUACUCACUUAAUUUCUUUAAAAUAUAAAAAAAGUGGGUGAAGGCCAGGAUUGAAUUUGAGUACUUUUAUAGACUGGAGCCAAUAUCAAAAGCCAUGAAGCAAAAAGGCAAAAACAACUGGAAAAGCACAAAGUUUAAAUUUCCAGGAUUGAACUUGGUUUCUCCUCUGGAGAUAUUGGCUCAUAGCAAUAUCAACUGCCGGAGAUCAGGACUGCACACGGCGCCAUCUACCCGGGAGGGAAGUACAGUGAGUGGGGGUGAAGAUGGAGCCAAAGGUAACACCACCACCACCACCACCAACAACAACAACAACAACGACACCACCAACAAACGUGACAGGGCCAACAGUCGGUCGAAGGUGAGACCCAUUGCUAAAAAGACCUCAACUCUGCAAGAUGAGUUGGCAAUCGAGCGGAACAGUCAACGAAGUUCAUUGAGCUGCAUGGCUGCACAACACCAAUACUGCAGCAUUGACAGUUUCUUACGUCUCAGAAGCUUCAGUGACGAAAUAAAUGUGGAAAUGGAGAAGAUGAGUCAUACAAGUCUACGCAGCAGUUGUUCUGGUCAAAACACGGAGCACAGUUUUGUCAGUUUGGCCACCAGUCUCAGAAGUAUUGAAAGUAGAUUCUGGAAAAUGCGAAUGAACCCUUAUCGAAGUUCUCGUGAUUCAGAUAUGUAUGACAGGCUUGAUUCUAGGGAAGGUGCCAAGCACAUGUCACAGCCUGACUAUAGCGUCAACCCUCAGACAUUAUUGGAAAACUAUGUGGAGAAGAAAGUUCGUUUUGCUGGAGUGAUUCCAGAUGUGCAGAUUGAUGAUGUCACAAACAGAACAGAUGUAUUACGCAUUAUUGAUGAAGGCAAGAAACAAGGCAGAGUCCAUCAUCGGACAACGGAUAAGGAGCAUGGCACUUGCUUCACACUCAAUGUCCACAACAUAAAACUGACCUGCAAAGAUGUAAGCAGACAACUAUUUCUUCUGUAGCACAUGAUGAUACUGCCGACAUAUUUACUGUCUCUCCCAGUCUGUCUGUCUGUCUGUCUCUGUCUGUCAGUCUGUCUCUGUCUGUCUGUCUGUCUCUGUCUGUCUGUCUGUCUCUGUCUGUCAGUCUGUCUCUCUCUCUCUCAGUCCUCUGCUUUUCUCUUUUUCAUCACUGUCCUACCCCUCAGGUCAUAUUCUCUCACUUUCUCCCUCCCUCUCCUUCAUCUCCUACCACUACUACUCUCCUCUUUCUCUCCUUCACUCCUACACAAAAUCAAAAAGGGGAGAGAGAGAGAAGUACCUGACCAACGUGGACGUGUGCC
Molecule: messenger RNA, 3342 nt
Organism: Octopus bimaculoides (California two-spot octopus)
Lineage: Eukaryota; Metazoa; Mollusca; Cephalopoda; Octopoda; Octopodidae
Product: cerebral cavernous malformations protein 2 homolog
Source: RefSeq, a predicted model, not a curated record